Tinamus guttatus (white-throated tinamou) is the source of this 2636-nucleotide messenger RNA. Lineage: Eukaryota; Metazoa; Chordata; Aves; Tinamiformes; Tinamidae. The record is from RefSeq and is a predicted model, not a curated record.
UGUGUUCCACCAAAGACUUGGACUCCAGUGAGACCAUCCCUGGUGGGCAUGGGGCAGGUGAGCAAGCCUCUCUCUCCCUGCUCACAGAGGCCAAUGGCUGCUGCUCAGGUAGCUCUGCCAGUGUCCGAGGACAAAGAGAUGUUAGAGUCCGAGCAGAUGGUGGUGGCACAGACAGCAAACCUGUGGUACGCUACAGCAAGGACCAGCGUCCCACAACUCUGCCCAUCCAGCCCUUUGUUUUCCAGCACCAUUUCAACAAGCCACCCAAGGCACGUACCCUGCACCGCCAUUUUGCCUCUAGCCUUUCUGAUGGCUGCAUUAAAAACCCUGCCCCUGAGACAACGCAGCCGCCCCCCUUGGGGAGCUACCCUCCUGUGCGAUGCAACCUGCCUUUCUUCCAGAGUGUGGACUCCUCUUCCUCGCCCACUGCAGAGAGAGCUGGAGAGAGCCAGCCUCCCAGGAGCAGGUCCUGUCCCGUCUCUGCCAGCUUGCUUCCCACGAGGUCUUCCCCAGCUGCCAGUGCCAGGCAGUCUGCCAAAGCCACCAAAGGUGAUGCCCUGAGGCAAAAGGAGAAGCCUAAGCCAGUUCCCAAGAAGGAGGUACCACUGGAGCCAAGUCUGCCACUCUCUGAGUACCGACUCCACAGCGGAUCCCUCCUGCCCCUCUCAGCAGGUGGUGCACCCAUGAGCAGAGGGGGAGGCCCUGCAGAGCCCCACUGGAGGAGUGGCAGCGACACCAGCAGCUCUAGUUCCCUGAGCAGCAUGGGCAUACGGCCCCUCAAUGCAAACCACCUAUCCCCUCAAGUGCUGAAGUGGCGGGAGUGCAGGCAGAGGACCCCCUUGGGCCUGGACCAUGUUUCUGGGCUGCCUGGCUUAGCAGGCAGCCUAGACAAGAGGAAGCAGGAGUCCCAGCUGAACCGGGGGGACCCCAUCUUUGAGGUCCCUCUCAACAUCAGCCAAUUCCACUGCAGGCUGAACGGACAGUCCAUGAGGCAACUCCAGCUUACCUACCCUGACUUCUUCCCAGACUACUUCUCGCUAGCAGAAAAGCCCCCUGCUGAGUUCUGCCUCUCGCCAGAUGGCAACACAGAGUCAAUCUCCAUCGACUUGCUGCAGAAGAAGGGUCUGGUGAAGGCAAUCAACACUGCCAUUGACCUGAUUGUGGCUUACUUUGGAACCAGCAGAGAUCCAGGGGUGAAGGCCAAGCUUGGGAACAGCUCUGUGAGCCCCAAUGUGGGGCAUCUCAUCUUGAAAUAUCUGUGCCCUGCUGUCCGGGAUAUCCUGAGUGAUGGGCUCAAGGCUUAUGUCCUGGAUAUGAUCAUUGGCCAGAGGAGGAACAUCCCCUGGAGUGUGGUGGAGGCAUCCACUCAGCUGGGCCCCUCCACCAAGUUGCUGCACAGCCUCUACAGCAAGAUCAGCCAGUACACGGAGCUGACCAACCACACCAUGAGGUUCAAUGCAUUCAUCUUUGGCCUUCUCAACAUCCGGUCCUUGGAGUUCUGGUUCAACCACCUCUACAACCAUGAAGAUAUCAUCCUGGCACACUACCAGCCAGUGGGCUUCUUGUGCCUGUCUCACAGUGUGUGUCAGCCCCUUUUCGAGGAGCUUCUGCUACUGCUCCAGCCUCUCUCUCUGCUGCCCUUCAACCUAGACCUCCUUUUUGAGCACCACCUGAUGCAGAUGGGCAAGGAACAGCAACAGCAAAAGGAGCUGCUGCGUGUGAAACAGGACCUGCUGCUUUCUGCACACUCCACCCUGCAGCUGAUGCGGACACGAGGCAGCAGUGAGGAUCCUGACGGCUGCAGCACUGCUCCCGAGGCGUGUAAAGCAGGUGCCACAGAUGGGGACCUGUCACCAGGCCACAGCCCUGACCAAGUUGCAAGGGAGAGAGUCAAGGGGGUGGGGGCCUCCUGUGGAAAUGGCGACAGGGAGGAAGAGAGGACGGUGGGAGACAGCACCUGGGAGGGGAAGAAAGACAAGCAGGCAGGCUGGUGGUACCAGCUCAUGCAGAGCUCCCAGAUUUACAUUGAGGGCUCAGCCGAAGGCGCCAAGCUUGUUUGCUACGAAAAGAAGAAGGCUUUGAGUGCUGUGCCCAGGUCAACUGAGACUCACAAGCCACCACCCCGUGCAGGGGCGGUGGAGGGCUGCCCCGUUGCGGAGGGCACUUUGGAGGAGAGGCCUAAGGCUGCCAGCAGGCCAAGCCCCGAGGCUCUGGUAGAGCCCCCGAAAAAGCCCCAUCAAGCACCAGACAGUGAAGAGGCCAAGGAACGAAGCUGGCCCUUCUGGAUGGGCAGCCCCCCAGAUUCGGUGCUUACAGAGCUGAAGCGCAGCAAGGAGAAGGAGGCUGGGAUUCAGCAAAGACUGGAGGCAGCAGCAGCAGCAGCCCCUUGGGAGCAGAGCAGCACCAAUGCAUCGGGAGGCAGCCAGCCCAUCAAGUGGGGACACUUGUUUGGGUCCAGGAAGGUGCAAAAAGAGCCCAGACAGCCCAACAGUGAAGUGAAAGCUCUUUGCCAUCACAUUGCCACUGAGGCAGGACAGCUGAGCUUCAACAAAGGGGACAUCCUGCAGGUCGUUUCCAAGGUGGACGGUGACUGGCUGCAGUGCAGCCUCGACUCUGAGAGGCUCUGGCAGUGCUAG